Molecule: messenger RNA, 5244 nt
Organism: Tetrahymena thermophila SB210
Lineage: Eukaryota; Ciliophora; Oligohymenophorea; Hymenostomatida; Tetrahymenidae
Product: calpain family cysteine protease
Exons: 1
Molecular function (GO): protein binding
Source: RefSeq, a predicted model, not a curated record
AUGGUCUUCCAAGUUAAAAAUCUUAAAUAUCUACUAAUAUGUUUGAUAAUUAAGGUAUCUUUUUAAAGCUUAGAUCAGAUAUACUCUCCAUUUUAUCUAACUAAAUUGGACUUUAGUGACACAUAGAACCCAUUGAGAAUUAAAUUAUCUUCAAGCUGUAACUUGGUUUUCAUAGCAACAGGGUAUAGCGGAAUUACUAUUUCAGAUAGACUACUUAGUGGAGUACUUUUAUCAUAGAAAAUAGGAAAUUAGUACAUCAAUGCAUUUGAUGUAAGCAGAGAUUGUAAGUACAUAUUUUUUGGUUUACAAUAGCAAGUUUAAAUAUUUGAGUUAGUAAAAAUUGGAGACAGUAAUUAUUAGUUGAUAGAAAUAAGUUCUUAGCAAUUUAAAAGUUAAGUUCAGUCAAUAAUUUUGCUGGAGACAAGUCAAGUACUGAUAGCUUGUGGAUCAGAUGGUAAUGUAGCUGCUUACGAUGUGAGUGAUAUAAAAAAUCCAUUAACAAUAGGUAACUAUAACACAGGAUCUACAAUUAUUCCUUAAAUAUCUUCAUCUAUUGAUGAGCUCUGGCUCUACGUAAGUUGUGAGAGACUUGGUACUUAAAUAUUUUAAUUGAGUUUAGUAUAGGAUCAGUAGACACUGAAAAGGUAAAUCAAAUUUACUCUAGCAGCUUAAGGAAAAGGAUAAUUUAAAGGCAUGAUUAGUAUUGCUACAAACAAUAAUUCAUUUAUUUUUUAAGUAGAUACAUGGAAUGGUUUAUUUUAUGCUAAUAUUCAGAAUUUAAGCUCAUAGACCAAUAAUUAUCCCGUUGAUUUAAGUUUUAAUAAAUUUAAUUUUAAUUAAAAAGCAAGUGAAUCAAUACAGUCCUUAGCUUUAUCUUAAGACAAUUAACUUCUUUUCCUUGGGGUUAGAUCUGAGGGAAUGUAUGUUUUUGACAUCAGAGAUCUUUCAAAUGUGUAACUUUUUUAACAAAUUUAAGUCGAUUCUCAUUCUCUUUCCAUAGAAUUUUCUGCUGAUGGAAAUUAUUUAUAUUUCUCAAACGCUUUGAGUGUAUUUCUUUUUGAGAGAACUUAAGUAAAUUUAAAUGAUAAUUUCCCAAACUUAUUCAAUAUUCACCAAACAAAAAAUGAACCCAUGGCUGAUAUUGAAUAUAAAUGGAGCUGUUUAAUAGACUCAACCAAUACUUACAUGUUAGGAGCUUUCGAUCAUGAUGGAAUGUAUAUAUUUCCAUAUUAUGGAGACCCUUAUAAACUAAAAGUAUCUACUGCUAUCUAUUAUAAUGUAGGAACUGACUCCAUAAUUAUAGACCCCUAGAGUCAAUACAUGUACGUACUUUCAUUAAAUAUCUCAAAGUUAAUCACUAUUUUCAAAAUUUCUGAUCCUUCUAAUCCAAACAUAUCUUUAUAGAAUAUCUAAGAAGUAUCUUCUUACACAAUGGAUGGAUUUAGUUUCUCUGAGUACAUGAUUUUUAGCUCAGAUAGGUAAUUUGCUAUUGUUACAUAUGAGACAGGAAUGCUCCUUUUUGAUACAUCGAAUCCCUUACAAUUAAAACUAUUACAAUACUGGCAAAACCCUGCUUCAUUAGCAGGCGAAAACUAAGGAGCUGCAAUAACAAAAGACAACAAAUGGAUAUUUGGCACAGUUAGAUUCUAUGGACUCUAUUUAUUGGAUGCAAGUGAUAAGAAUAAUUUGAAACUUGUGGACUAAGUCAAUACCCUAGGAGGUGAAAAUAUAAUAUUAUCAGAUAUUUUACAAUAUGCUUACUUGAUUGACGGAGUAAGAGGAUUUGCUAUAAUUGAUUUGUCUGCUUUACCUAAAAUAGUAAUUAUAUCAAGAGUCCCUAUAUAGGGUUAUUGCAAUUCUGGUAUGCUUUUAUAAAAUGACAAUUUUAUACUAACUGUUUAAAUGGAUAAUGGUUUUGUGACACUCGUAGAUAUGAGAGAUAAGCUCAAUCCUUUUGUUUUAAGCAGUUACAGUUAUGGCUAAGAGUUUGCAACAUAUCUUUGUGGUCCGAAGACAGGAGAGUAUAUUUUUGUUACAAACCCAUAAAGAAUAAUAGCUAUACCAUUAACUAGUAAGGUUAAGAUCCAUACAUAAGCUAAUCAAGUAACGAUAGAUAAAUUAACAGGAUAAAAAACAACUGUGAAAAUAAAUCCUCAAUUAGGAAGUAACUCAUCUAGUGACUAUACUUUUUAUGUUGGACAAACAAUAGAAUUAAGUUUUUCAGUUCUUUAUCCUUUUUAGAGUGGAAUGCAAGUCGUAGACGUAUUUUCAUACACUCAAGGCUAAAUUGCUAGCCUACCUUCUUAUGCUUUUUAUGAUAAUUUUAAAAAAAUUAUCAGCAUGUAUGUUGAUAAAUAAGCUCUAGGUAGUCAGGAAAAUUCUUCUAACUUAAAUACUGUUCUUAUCAAAACAGCUUUCCCACUCACUUCAGAUUUGUUCGUUUAUUAAUCAGAGGAUGGAGGCAUAAACGAUUUAGGCAUAACAAAUGAAGCUUAAGCUCUUUAAAUCUUUUAAUUUUUAAUAAGUUAAAAGGUAAUUGACUCAAAUUAUUUUGUGUCAACAACAUUCGAUUCACCCUGCAAUUUUGAGUUUGGUGAUUAUUUAAGCACUAUCAUGUAGUCUUAAAAUUAAUAAUCAAACUUUGGAGUUAUUUCUGAUCAAAUAACUGAAAAGGUUUGUCUAACACUCAUGAGAGCAUAUUAUAUAAACCCUAUCAUAUUUAAUGUAAAACCAUCUCUUUUGGUUAAUUUUACCAAUCCUUAAUAGUAUAUUUCUAGCUUGUCAACAGAUAUAAUUGACUGUUAUUUAUAAGUUGAUAAGAAUUCUGGAAGAUUUGUUUUGAAGACAUACGACAGAGUAAUUACAUCUAUUUCAGAACAAUAGGAUCAGAUUAAGAUUGAAGGUAGCUUAGCAGCAGUGAAUGCAGUACUUCAAAACCAAAUCAUGUUUGCAAAUAGCACAGCUCUCUUUAUGGAUGAUGAUGCUUAAAAUUCUUAAUAAACACUUAAUUUAACUUUAGUUGAUGGUGUAAAUUAUCCUCUUAUUAUAAAUAGACCAAUUAACAAGUGCAAGUUUAUCACCUUAAAAAAAAAACUCAAAGUAAAUCCAGAAAAGACUUUAUAAAUGUAGUUUGAUAGACAGUUUCCAGAUUCAGAAGUACCAAUUGAAACUUAGAUAUAUUUUGAGUUUGCCUCUGAUACAUUCAUUGUAGAAGAUUCUAAAUAGAUCACAUACUAUAUUUAAUACAAUGAUGGGAAUUCCUAUCAAAAUUUAACUACAUCGUUAUGGCUUUAAUAAAGUGGGUCUUAAUUAAGCUAUAACGGCUUUGCUUCUUCUAGUAUUUAUAGAGAAGUUUUUACAUUCAAAAUUAUAGCAAGUGAUGGGUACACUCAAGCAGAAGAUUACUUUACAAUUAAAGUAUAUGCUAUUCCUUUUUCGUUAUUAUUUAAUAUUUUGAUGAAAAUUCUAGGACCUCUCUUUGCUGUUUUAGGUCUUUAUUAGAAAAGAGGUUUAUUUUUAAGCAUGUGCUUUAGAAGGAAGGUGGAAUAUAGUUCAGAAACUAUAUUUAACUCUUAGCUUUAUCAAAAAAAGAUUGUUAUUCUUUCAGAUAUCAAUAUUCACUCUAGAAUCAUUACCAAUAAUAUAUUUUCAAAGAUAAUUUCCUGUUCUAAAUCUAAUGAAAAAAAAUCAGAAAUAUCUGUGUAAAAGGAUAAAUCGAAUUAAAUAAUGCUACUUAACUUUAAUUAAACUUAAGAAUGCCGUGAUAGGAUAAUCAAUAAUCAAAAUUUUAUUUUUAAUAAAAAAUAAAUUGAAGUUGUAGAGUAAACCAAGUUAUUACUCGUUAAGACUAGCCAGCAUUAUAAGCGAAGCUUUAUCGAGUAGAGAUAUUUAAAGGAGAGUGGAGGCAUAACAAUGACUUAAGUAGUUUAAGAUAUUCUUUAAUAUAAUUUCCUCGCUUCUCCUAGAAUCCCUAAUCUAACCUAGUAGGUUUACUAAAGCGAGCUUAUUAAUUCUAACUCAAGAAUUCAUAAAGCUAUUCAUUCACAAUUAUCUAGGCAAAUUCUAAAUCUUGAUAAAAGGUCUCUAUUAAUAUAUGAGUGUUUAUAAAAUAUUGGAAAAUUAUCAGAAUAUUACACAAAAAAUGAUUGGUACAAGUACAUUGUGAAUAUUAAUUAUACAGAUGAAAUAAAUAUUAAAUCUGAAUGUGAAUAACAAAAUAACGUAUUUCCUCAUUUAAAUUUAAAUAUAGACAUGUUGGUUUAAAUACUUGCAAAAAUAGGAAUUAUUUCAAUAGAUCUAAAUCUUCAAUUUACUUUUGGCUCUUUGGAAAAGUUUGUAAAAGAAUAAGAACUUGGAAUAAAUUUAAGACUUAUUAGAGAUGUAAUAUUUGCAGAUGCACUAGGAUUUUGUUCUUAUAAACCUUCUCCGCUAUAGCCUUCUAUAGGUGAAUCUAUUCACCUACCUCCUUAUUCUAUCAAGUAAGUGUUAGCUUAUUAAAAGGUAAACUAUAAUUUUUGCAUUCGCCCUUUGAUAAAACUACUAAACUUAGAAUACUAGAGAUAUGCUGCUUAUGAAAAUAAUAAAUUACCUAAUUGGUUGAGUCUUGACUAAAAACAAGGAUUGCUUUUUUUUCAUGGGGUACCAGAUAUAAGUGAUAGCUAAGAAAUUCUAAUUCGAAUAUUUGACUCUGAAGAUUAUGUUAUUUAGCAGUUUCUAUUAAAAAUAGAAGCAUAAAAGAUAACUUUUCCAAAUAAUAUUGCUAAUUUAUCUAUUCCAGAUGAACAAGAGUAUAUAUCUUAAGUCAUAGGAACUUAAAAAGAUAAAAAUCCAACCUAAUCUCCAAAUAAUUACAAUUAAGAUUACCUAAAAACUAGUAAUCCCUUUUUCGAAGAUGCCAGCUAAAAUCUCCAAUAAACUUUUAAUAUAGGAAUAAAAUUUAAGGAUGGUAAAAAUGAAAGAUCUACAGAAUAAUAAGAUAAGCCUAAAUUAAUAAAUAAUGCCUAGCAAAUCUAUAAAUAUUAACUCAGAAAUAAGAAAAAUAGUACAAAUCUAGAAAAUUAAGAAUUAAUCACAUUAAGUCCAUUAAUCAAACAAUAUCCAGCAUAAAUUUUAGAUACAGACAGUUAUUUAUUAACAUUAUCUACUUCAAGAAAUUAAAGGAGCAAAUUGUUAGAAAUUGAAAGAACAUAGGAAAAUUAAGAUGAGAUAAUUGAAUAAAAAAAAGAAUUAUCUAGUAGCUAGUGA